AUGGCCCUGCGAAGCUGUUCGCCCUNCAGCUGGCACUUCACGCCACCUUACGCACCGAACUUCGGCGGACUCUGGGAGUCUACUGUCAAGGCGUGCAAACAUCAUCUCAAGCGCGUGAUUGGAGAGGCUCUCCUUACCUAUGAGGAGCUCACUACGCUCAUGAGUCAAAUUGAAGGUUGCUUAAACUCAAGGCCUCUUGGGUAUCUUAGUUCAAACGAUGAAGACCCAGUCGCCUUAACCCCUGGACACUUUCUGAUAGGAGCCGCCCUUAUUUCUCCUCCUGACCCUACAGAAUUGGAUUCCAAAACUUGUCUCAGUUCCAGAUGGAAGCACGUGCAGCAAAUCCGCAAUCACUUCUGGUCUAGAUGGAGUCAGGAAUAUCUCACUCAGCUGCAGCAACGUACCAAGUCGACGCGUGCUCAGCCCAACCUUCAAGUGGGAGAAGUAGUCCUAAUCAAAAACGAGCUUCAACCUGCCACAAAGUGGCUCAUGGGCCGCAUCGUGCGAACCUUCCCAGGAGAAGAUGGCCUAUGUCGGGUGGCAAUGGUCCACACGGCCAAGUCUGAACUUCGUCGGCCUGUCAGCAAGCUGGUGCCACUCACCGCUUCGCCAACAACCUCACUUCCAGAUAACUAA
This is a messenger RNA of Copidosoma floridanum, 636 nucleotides long. RefSeq lists its product as uncharacterized. Lineage: Eukaryota; Metazoa; Arthropoda; Insecta; Hymenoptera; Encyrtidae. The record is from RefSeq and is a predicted model, not a curated record.